AUGUCGCGCCCAGUCAUUGCUAUUGCAGGACUCGCCUGUGAAACCUCCACCUUCUCCCCAGCACGGACACUGGCCGCAGACUUUCAUCCUCGUCGGGGCACAGAAAUACUCGACAAGUAUCCUUUUCUUCAUGUCGGAACUCCACUUGCAGAGGCUGCAGAAUGGAAAGGUCUACUUAUCGGUCAUGCACUUCCUGGAGGGACCGUGGUACAAGCUGAUUUCGAAUCAUUAUGCAGCGAGAUUAUUGCACGCGUGACUGACUUGGUCGCCACGACACCCAUUGACGGACUGUGGUUUGAUAUUCAUGGAGCAAUGUGCGUUGAGGGCAUGGCCGAUGUUGAAGCAGAGCUUCUCCGCCGCAUUCGGGUUGUCAUUGGCCCUGAUGUUCUGGUAUCGACAUCGAUGGACCUACACGGAAAUGUGUCUCGCCAAUUAGCACAUCAAACCGACCUGAUUACAUGCUAUCGCAUGGCGCCUCAUGAAGAUGCUUGGGAAACAAAAAAGCGCGCUUGCCGAAACCUUGUUAAUGUACUGGGAUCCCGCACUGGCAGAUUGAAACGGCCAUUGAAAGCAUGGAUUCCAAUUCCAAUCCUCCUGCCUGGAGAGCAGACAUCAACUCGCAUCGAGCCCGCAAAAAGUCUCUACGCUCUUAUACCUGAAGUGGAAGCCCUGGAGGAUGUUUUAGAUGCCGCCAUAUGGGUUGGUUAUGCUUGGGCCGAUGAACCGCGCAACCACGCCGUGGUAGUCGUUACUGGAUGGGCUGAGGACGUCAUAAUUGCGCAAGCUAAGAGACUUGCCUCCUUCUUCUGGGAGUCACACAAAGAGUUUCAUUUUGUGGCGCCAAGCGGAUCUCUUCAGAGCUCUAUUGACAAGGCACUCUUGUCGUCAUCAAGGCCAUUCUUCAUUUCAGACUCAGGGGACAACCCCACCGCCGGUGGAGCAGGGGACGUGACUUAUGGCCUGAUCCAGUUGCUAGGCCGAGCCGAAUUUUGCCAGGAAGGCGGCCCAACUGCAAUAUAUGCAAGUAUUCCCGGGCCGGAGGCUUUGGCCAUCAUAGCGAAUGCCGGAGUUGGUGCGACGGUGACCGUCACCGCAGGUGCUUUGGUCGAUAAUAUUCACUCGGGGCCUGUUACCAUGACGGGAAAAGUUCAUUCGAUCAAAUAUGGCGAUAUCCAUGCCGAGGUCGAAGCUGUUCUGCAAGUUCAAAAUAUCUAUGUGAUCUUGACCAGACGUCGGAAGCCAUAUCAUCUCGAGAAGGACUUUCUCGAGCUUGAUUUGAGACCUCGAACAUCAGAUAUCGUCAUCGUGAAGAUCGGAUACCUCGAACCAGAAUUGUUCGACAUGGCAGCCGACUGGAUUCUUGCUCUCACUCCGGGUGGUGUCGAUCAGGAUCUACCGCGGCUUGGGCAUCAUCGCAUACGCCGGCCCAUGUGGCCAUUUGACCAAGACUUUUCCCACGACCCUGACCUCAGUGCACAGAUCAUCCCUUUUUCAAACCAGCCAUUGAACUAA
Messenger RNA from Penicillium antarcticum, 1512 nucleotides. Its product is annotated as M81 family metallopeptidase. The transcript has a single exon. NCBI's taxonomy places the organism in Eukaryota, Fungi, Ascomycota, Eurotiomycetes, Eurotiales, Aspergillaceae. The record is from RefSeq and is a predicted model, not a curated record. Bases 1 to 1512 code for a protein of 503 amino acids.